Messenger RNA from Maylandia zebra (zebra mbuna), 1129 nucleotides. The record is from RefSeq and is a predicted model, not a curated record. NCBI's taxonomy places the organism in Eukaryota, Metazoa, Chordata, Actinopteri, Cichliformes, Cichlidae.
CUGUCAGCACAUCAUUAAGAAAGCUGCCAAGAUGAGCUCAGCUACGUGUUCAGGUGGCAGGGGUAACGUAUUUAAUAUCAUUCUGUUGGGAAACUCUGGGACUGGAAAGAGUGCCUCAGGAAACACCCUCCUGAAUGCUGGAAAGCAUCAGAGUAGACCAGCUCAGCAUUUUUUUUCUUACCCAAGCUCUACACCGGUGACCACAAAGUGUCAGGAGAUAACGGUAAAGAUGUUUGGGAGAUGGGUUAGUGUGGUCGACACCCCAGACUUCUUUUACGAAGACCAACCCGUAGAUGAGGAAGAAAUCAAGGUGUGUAAGCAGUACUGCAAGUCAAGGCAGCAUGUGAUAUUACUUGUGAUACAGCUGGGCCGGUUCACAGAUGGUGAGGCAGGAAUAUUAGAGAAGCUGGAGAACAAGUUUGGCAGGAUCAGCGACCGUACAAUCAUCCUGUUUACACACGGAGAAAAUCUGCAUUGUGAUGUGAAGCAGUUUAUUGGUGAACGGAUUCAUCUCAAGCGCAUUGUGGAAGCUUGUGGCGAUCGUUACCAUGUAUUCAAGAACACCUCCAAGAACUCCAGACAGGUCAAGGAACUCUUCGAGACAUCUGAACACAUGUUUCCAGGUUUCAGAACAAAAAAAAUCAUUCCCACUGAUCUGUUGCGGUUAACUUUUGCUAACACACACUGAAUGCCCAAAUGUUAGUUGUUUAUAGUCAGAAAAUGUUUCCAGCUUUCACACUAUAACCAUCAAUAAACAUCAUGUUGUCUGUGAACUUUGUGUUAGCUUUGGCUGAUUCAGUCUGAAUAAUCUUAUUUAAAAACUAUCUACAAGUUUGUAAAGGGUGGCAAGUACAAAUAUAAUUUUUUGAAGCGGUGUGUAAUUUACUGUGACUGUAUAAUAAUUAUAAUUAAAUUCUACUACUGCUAACCUUCCACUGAAAUCAUACUUUUGCCUUAUGUGUAAUCUAAAAUCCUGGACAAAUUUAAGAAACACUUGAAAAUUGCAUGUCAGAUGAAAAGAUGGCUUGUAUUUCACUUGACUUAUAGAAGAGUAAGUAAAUUAAUCUAUUUUGAUUGGACCAAAUAUUAGUCUGGGCUAUUCUUCUAUUUUUUUUAACCUUGUGCUUGU